AUGGGAAACUCAAGUGAGAUUGUGUCAUUUGUGCUGUCUGCUUAUGGAAAUGUUGGAGCUUUUAAAUACCUGUAUUUUAUCAUAAUAUUGUUUUGGUACCUCUCUAUAUGUGUGGCCAACACAGUUCUUAUUGUGGUCAUACAUGUGGACAGAAGGCUACAUGAGCCAAUGUAUAUACUGCUCAGCAAUUUAUGCGUGAAUGAAAUAAAUGCCAGCACAUCGUUGUAUCCUCUUUUGCUCUCACAGAUGUUUUCAGACAGCCAUGAAGUGACCCUGCCGUGGUGUUUUCUGCAGAUGUGUUGUUUGUACACAGGUGCACCUGCUGAGUUUUGGAGUUUAGCAGCCAUGGCCUAUGACAGAUAUGUCUCAAUCUGUCAUCCAUUACAUUAUAAUGUCAUUAUGAACACAGAGAGAGUGCUUAAGAUCAUUCUGCUUGUGUGGGUUUUUUCAUUUCUGAUUUUCAUACUCUCAUUUUCAUUCAUCUUCAGUUUGAAGUUUUGUGGAAAUAUUGUUGACAAUGUGUAUUGUGACCACAAAUUAAUAAUUAAACUUUCAUGUUCAGCUUCAGUCCAAGGCUCUGUAUCUAUCAUAUUCUUUGUAAUAAUGAGUUUUUUCAUACCUUUCAGUCUCAUUUCAGUCUCUUAUGUGAAAAUUUUGAGAGUUUGUCGAAAAACAUCAAAAGAAAACAAGCAGAAAGCUGUGACUACUUGCACCCCUCAGAUCGUCUCUCUGUCAAACCUGUUUGUCGGGUGUAUUUGUUACUCUAUUGACUUCAGGUUUUUAGUUUCUCUGGUACCAGAUGAAGUCCGUACAAUCUUGGCUAUAUAUCUCCUCAUUUGUCAACCAAUGCUCACCCCAUUUCUGUAUGGAUUUAAUUUGCCAAAAAUACGGCAAUCAUGUAAAAGUUUUCUGUUUCUGAGAAAAUAA
Molecule: messenger RNA, 927 nt
Organism: Oreochromis aureus
Lineage: Eukaryota; Metazoa; Chordata; Actinopteri; Cichliformes; Cichlidae
Product: putative gustatory receptor clone PTE01
Exons: 1
Coding region: 1-927 (308 amino acids)
Biological process (GO): G protein-coupled receptor signaling pathway
Cellular component (GO): membrane
Molecular function (GO): olfactory receptor activity; G protein-coupled receptor activity
Source: RefSeq, a predicted model, not a curated record